CUUCCGGAAGGGAGCCAGUCCUCCUAGGGUGGGGCUGGAGGCGGGCCUGCAUUCUCUUGGGCAGCUUCUCUCCUCUCUUCUGGGAGAUCAGACCAUUCCUUAAUGCUCCCACCCUUCCCAUCUCUUUCCUGGGUCGUGUCAGUUCUGCCAAUUCUUCCCCUUCAAAUAUCAUCAGGUGGGAGAGGGGAGACUAUCUUCCAGCAGUCUGGAGGCAUUCUAGAUGCAUAGAAGAAAGAUGGAAGGGCAAGAGCCAGCUGUCACCCAGACUGAAGUAUUGUCUUCUGCUGAUGAGGCAGAGAAGAAUACAGCAUUCUGGGAGGACCCUUGGAGGAAAGACCGGGAGAGCAAUCUGCUCCAUUCAGACCUUCUGUACCAGUGCUUCCGUCAUUUCCGCUACGAGGAGACUUUGGGGCCCCGAGAGGUUUGCAGCCGCCUCCACUCUCUCUGCCGCCUGUGGCUGAAGCCCGAGCGACACUCCAAGGCGGAGAUGCUGGACCUGGUGAUCCUGGAGCAGUUCCUGGCCGUCCUUCCUGCGGAGAUGGAGCGCUGGGUGAGGGAAUGUGGGGCAGAGACCAGCUCCCAGGCCGUGGCCUUGGCUGAAGGAUUCCUCCUGAGUCAGGAAGAGGAGAGGAAGCAGGAGACGCCCCUGGUGCAGAACGCUGUUGCAGAAGAGACCAGUCAGGUGAAGGAGUCUCUUUCAAACAUUUGGCUCGUCCAUAUUGGAGGAGGAGAAUAUAUCCUAGUUGACAGUGAAACAUGGCCAAAUGGCAUCAGCAGAACUUUUCCUGAUUCUUUCCUAAGAAGAGAUUCUGCAGGACCAGAUCAGGUGACUUUUGGAGAUGUGUCUGUGGAUUUCUCGGAGGAGGAGUGGGCCCUCUUGGAUCCAAGCCAAAAAGCCUUGCACCAGCAAGUCAUGGAGGAGAAUUUAGGAAUCGUGUCAUCUAUGGAGGAGACACAAUUUAAAUAUUUUGAAGAUGGAAUUAAUUUCCAUAGGAAGGAAGAGCUCAUCUUUUCUCAAGAAACUAACCCAAAGGAAAAACCAUUUAAAUGCUUGGAGUGUGGAAAGAACUACCGUCAGAAGGGAGGCCUUAUUUGUCAUCAGGCAACUCACACAGGAGUAAAGCCAUUUAAAUGCUUGCAGUGUGAAAAGAGCUUCAGUCAAAAGAGAAACCUCAUUAGUCAUCAGGCAACUCACACAGGAGAGAAGCCAUUUAAAUGCUUGCAGUGUGAAAAGAGCUUCACUCACAAGCAUGUCCUUAUUCGUCAUCAGGCAAUUCACACAGGAGAGAAACCAUUUCAGUGCUUGGAGUGUGGAAAGAGAUUCAGUCUGAACUCACACCUUGUUUGUCAUCAGGCAACUCACACAGGAGAAAAGCCAUUUAAAUGUUUGGAAUGUGAAAAGAGCUUCAGUCGCAAACACGUCCUUAUUCGUCAUCAGGCAAUUCACACAGGAGUAAAACAAUAUAAAUGCUCGCAGUGUGAAAAGAGCUUCAGUCAAAAGGGAAACCUUAUUAGUCACCAGGCAACUCACACAGGAGAAAGGCCAUUUAAAUGCUCAGAGUGUGAAAAGUGCUGCAGUCGGAAGACACAUCUUGCUUGUCACCAGGCAACUCACACAGGGGAAAAGCCAUUUAAAUGCUCAGAGUGUGCAAAGAGCUUCAGUCACAAGCACAUCCUUCUUUGUCACCAGGCAACUCACACAGGAGAAAAGCCAUUUAAAUGCUUGCAGUGUGGAAAGAGCUUCAGCCAAAAGAGCAACCUUAUUAGUCAUCAGGCAACUCACACUGGAAUAAAGCCAUUUAUAUGCUCAGAAUGUGGAAAGAGCUUCAGUCGGAAAUCACACCUUGUUCAUCAUCAGGCAACUCACAGCAGAGAAAAACCAGAGUGUGGAAAGAGCUGCAGUUGAAAUACAAGUCUUCUUUUUUAAUUGUCAACCAACACAGAAGAAAUGGGGUAGAGGCAAGUUCCCUUGUUUUACAUCAGAGGGGGCAUGAAUCAUUGUCAUAGAAACACUGAGUUAAAAAGCCAUGGCUUUUGGGGAAAAUAAUAACCUGAUCAAUUUUCUUUGAUGAAAUAUCUCAUUAAACAUAACUGAUAAUAUUUUGAGAGUGAAAGGAAGGAUAUUUCAAGGUUUACCCGUUCAUGCAUACUGGUUACUGCGCCCAUACCUUGAGAGGUCUGACUUGACCAUGGUGGUCCACACUCUGGUUACAUCCCGUAUAGAUUACUGCAAUGUGCUCUACGUGGGGUUGCAUUUGAAGACUGUUCAGAAGCCAGGGCAGCCAAGUUGCUCACUAGAGCGGCACUUAGGAAGCAUACAACUCCCCUGUUGCAUCAGCUCCACUGGCUGCCAGUCUGCUACCGAGCACAAUUCAAAGUGCUGGCUUUAAGCCUAUAAAGCCCUAAACGGUUCUGGCCUAGGCUACCUGUACAAAAGUAUCUUCCCCUAUGAACCAGCUUGGGGACUAAGAUAAUCUGGGAAGGCCCUGCUCUUGGUCCCGCCUGCCUCACAAGUACUGCUGGCGAGGACAAGAGACAGGGCCUUCUCAGUGGUGGCCCCUCGGUUGUGGAACUCCCUCCCUAGCGACAUCAGAUCAGCCCCCUCCCUACUAGCCUUCAGGAAGAGAGUAAAAACCUGGCUCUUGGAGCAGGCUUUUGAAAAUUAGGGCAAUGCAGUAUGUCGAAUAUAGAAUUAUGUGCAAUUUGACUUUUGAAUGGCCUUAGACCUUGAACUCUGGAUGGCGUGUUUUUAACUUUGAAUUUAUUUUAACCAUUUUAAAUAUGUUGUAAUUUUAAAUUAUUUUAAGGUGAAUUUGU
Messenger RNA from Anolis sagrei ordinatus, 2817 nucleotides. The record is from RefSeq and is a predicted model, not a curated record. NCBI's taxonomy places the organism in Eukaryota, Metazoa, Chordata, Lepidosauria, Squamata, Anolidae.